Messenger RNA from Populus euphratica (Euphrates poplar), 6240 nucleotides. RefSeq lists its product as uncharacterized. Gene Ontology annotation, cellular component: membrane. NCBI's taxonomy places the organism in Eukaryota, Viridiplantae, Streptophyta, Magnoliopsida, Malpighiales, Salicaceae. The record is from RefSeq and is a predicted model, not a curated record. Bases 368 to 1732 code for a protein of 454 amino acids. The transcript has 8 exons. Gene Ontology annotation, biological process: endoplasmic reticulum to cytosol auxin transport.
AUUUUCCGAAUUUUGUUAUGUGCUAAAUUCCAAAAAAAUAAAUCUUGAACGUUGAAUCUACACGUCUCUCUCCACCUUCUCCAUGAAGAUUUUCAGCCUCCCUUUUCACAUGGUCCAUGAAAAUUUUCUCAUUUUUUCUGCUGGUAAAUUAUAUCAUAGCCUGUGAAGUUUCUCGGGAUUUUCGUUUUAUGAUUGGGUUAUUUGAUAAACUAUGUUGUGGCAUGGUUUGGUCAACUGAUUGACAAAAACCCUUCGAGUUCAAAGUUUGCUGUUGGUUCUCCUUGUCUUGUAAAGCUUGCUUGGAACUUGUAUAGUUCAAUUCAUUAGUACUUUUGGAUUCGCAAGAGAGUUUGUGAGAGUGAAGAAAAUGAUGGAAGCUUUUCUUGCUUCAGUUCAGAAAAACAUAAAAUCUGAAGGAGAGGAAGUGAAAUCUGCAAUACUACAUCUAUUGAAGCUUAUAGCGCUGGCUCUCCCCGGUUUAAUUCUUGCUCACCCAAAAGUACAACUUGUCCCUAAAGCUACUUUCAAGCUCCUUAGCAAGCUUGUUUUUGCUUUGUUCUUGCCUUGCUUAAUAUUCACUCAGCUUGGUCCAUCCAUUACUCUCAAGGACAUUGUUCAGUGGUGGUUCAUUCCUGUAAAUGUAAUCAUUAGUACUUCCAUUGGUUGCAUAUUGGGUUGCUUGGUGGUGUUUAUAUGCCGGCCACCGAGGGAGUUUGUUCGGUUCACAAUCAUCAUGACUGCUUUUGGCAACACUGGCAAUAUUCUACUGGCAGUAGUUGCAUCAGUGUGUCACAGUUCUGAUGCUCCUUUCGGUCCGGAUUGUUAUGGAAAUGGUAUUGCUUAUGUAUCCUUUUCUCAAUGGGUUUCUGUUAUUCUCGUUUACACACUUGUUUACCACGUGAUGAAGCCCCCAUUGGAGCAGUAUGAGAUUGUUGAUGAAGAGAUAGUGAUUGAGUUAGUUCCUGCUGAUCUCAGUGAGCCUCUCCUUGUAGAAUCUGAGUUGACAGGAAUAGAAGAAAAGGAAACUGAACAUAGCAAGACGCCUUUGAUUCCUAGGCUCUUCAAUAGCGUCUCUGGCAUUUCACAAACAAAUUUUCCUGAUCUUGAAGCAAUAGAAGAGGGAAGAGAGGAGGGAGGUGAAAGUAGCUCCAAGUUCAUUAGGUGCUUGGCGGAACCUAGGGUGGCUAGAAAGAUUAGAGUUGUUUCUGAACAGACACCAAUUCACCACAUUCUUCAGCCUCCAACAGUUGCUUUUUUCUUAGCUAUGGUUAUUGGAGUGAUCCCUGCUCUCAGACAUAUGGUUUAUGGUGCCUAUGCUCCUCUUGAAGUUAUCACAGAUAGUUUAGGUACGAUGGCUGAUGCCACAGUGCCUUCUGUCAUGCUUAUUCUUGGGGGAAUGCUUGGUGAGGGUCCAAAUGAAUCGAAACUCGGGAUUCGGACCACGAUUGGCAUUAUUGUUGCAAGGCUGUUGGUGCUUCCUGUAAUUGGAAUUGGGGUCGUCUAUUUGGCUGAUAAAUGGAAUUUCUUAAUUACCGGGGACCGAUUGUACCAGUUUGUGCUUUUGCUGCAAUACACUACACCUAGUGCCAUUUUGUUGGGAGUUAUUGCAAGCUUGAGAGGUUAUGCAGUUAAGGAGGCUUCGGCACUCCUGUUCUGGCAGCAUGUGUGCGCUGUGCUCUCUCUCUCGAUAUAUAUCAUUGUCUACUUUAAACUGCUGUUUUCGUAUAUCUAAGGUUUUUCUUUAACCUUCAUGUUUAAAGCUUCCCAGUUAAAUAUAUAAAUUUAUGCACUGGGCAUGAGUUUCUGAUUAAGAUGAACACAGAACCUUAUUUGAGCAUAAAUGAUUUGUGUAAUUGGUAAAAGGAUGUGUAUGCUAAUCAAACUGCAUUUAAUGAAACUUGCAAGAUUCAGUAGGAUAGGAAAUGUCCAUUUGCUUAGUCUGUUGGCAUUAGCUCAAGUGGUACAUGGAAAUCUGAAGUUUGAACUAUCAAAUGAACAUUAAAAAACGCAUGGAUCCGAUCAACAAAUUGCCAGCUUGAAAGUGUUAAACCCUGCCAGAACGUGUCAUUGAUUAGCAGUUCGUGUACCUGCGUUGUUUUUCUUUUUCUUAUUUAUUAGUCCACAUUAGCUAAAUGAAAUCCUUCAACCAUACCAGAGAGCAUCUUACUAGAGGAUACAACAGACUGGGAUUUGUUUAGUUGCUGAACUGCACUUUCAUUGCACUAGUUCCUUGCUGAUAAUCCCUGAUACACCUAGUUAACUUACCUUGUUGAGGUCAUUCCAAACCUGUAGAGUUCCUCGCAUAGCAGAGGAUGGUUGAGCUUCCAGUGCCAAAAGUAUUAUUCUCUUGAUUCAUUUAGAGAUUUCAAAUUUGAGACCAAGCUACCUGGAGUCAUAGAUAGGGAUUAAGAUGUUUAAUAUUACCCUACAACUCUAAAAGAACUGGGGUUUUUGCCACCGCCGCUGUGUUUGUCUUCAUUUCUCUGUUUUUGUCUCUGGAAAGAUCAGUAACCAGACAUGUAUCCCCUUUUUCAUUAUUUUUAUCUUUAUACCGAUAUGCUUUCUCUCCCCAAAACCACAAACAUGCAUCUGAGAUUUAAAAAAUGGCUCAUCAAUUAUGCCUCUCUGAAUAUAAUAAGAAAGAGAGGGGAAGAGAGAGUUGAUAGGGUUUUAUAAAGAGGUGAAAGUGGAAAGUUAGAAAGGGAGGGAGGUGACGACUAGUCGGACUAUUAAUUCCUCUGCUACUACUUACUCUCCCCUGUGCGAAACAGUUUCUUUCUUUCUUUUUUGCUCCUUUACUUUUCCUUUUCAUUUGCUCUCUUUUCCCUUUCCUGUCUCUUGUUAUAAUUAUGAUGUCUCCCGUUUUAUGUGAGGGUUGUGCUCUCUGGGGAGGGUGGAUGGAUCAUGUGACAUGUUUCAGUGUUGGGCUGGUAGGUGCUAAAUUGCAUCGCUGAGGAUUGAUGAAUAAAGAUGCUUUACAAGAUAAGUUUUAUUCUCUGUUUAUAUGUUUUCCAUCUUUUUUUUAUCUGUUUACAUUUAAGCAUUUUUAUGUGUGUUUUUUGAUCAAUUGACAGUAGAAAUUGAUCCAGUUGAAGUAAGGCAAAUAACUAAUAUGAUUGUAGGGUUGUGGGAAAGAAUAUCGUUGCUGAGCUUCCUACAGUGGGAUUCCUUCUUGCUGCCUAGCUGAUAUCAAUGCCCUUUCCGGAAAAAAGAAGAAAAAAAAAAAGAACAGGUUUUGGUGUAGUUGCACGAGAACAAAGACUGAAACUUUGGGGCAUGCGUAUAACUCCAGCUUAUUGAAGUAGAGUUGUGCUAAUUAUGUUAUUUUCAACAUUCUUUUAGCUGUCAUAUUUGCAGAUUCUGUUUAGAAAAAAGUUGCAUGUAAGCUUUAGAUCAUGAACUUCCUAUAUAUUCCCAUAAGCACAUAUAAUUACCUGAAUAAGAUCUAGGUUUGAAGAAGUCUAUUAAUUCCUUGACAGUCACCAAGUUUGCAGCUUUUAAUUUUGUAAUAUCAUUGUUUAUAUCAUCAACUAACAAAUGCCAACCUCAUUUCAAACCAUAACUUUUUUUAUCCUCCAUUUAAUGUCAUUAAAAUGAAUAAAUAUUUCUUGAUAUGGCACUGCACUGACGAAAAAAGAAGCUAAAGGCCAUUAUUUAUUCUAGAUUAGAUUUUUGUUUUUUGAGAGUUCAAUGUCAAACUUGAUUCAAAAUUUCAACUGGGGUUGUCUUCUUUGAAUUUAAAUGCACCUGCGUCACUUUUCAGGUGGAUCAUGUCCAUGCGUUUAACAAAGACUGAAUCCUUCCUUGCUUGGAAUGAUUGAUUUGUAGCAACAUGACCUUUCAUUUGUAUCUAGAAGAAAUGAUGAGCUAGCAUUCAUCACGAUCAUGACUGCAUGACAAUUUGAAAUCUAAAACAUUGAUAUAGUUGACACACGGAUCCUAAUAAUUAAAAUCUAAAAUUAAUUUUUCUGUUUUUGUUAGCAUCAUUAAUAAAUUUUAAAUUGAUGUGUGUUCUAUCGACAAGUCAAUUUUUUCUUUCUUUUUUGAUUAUGGGAAAUAGUAGAGGGGUUUGACCUUGGAUGCAUACAGUUUCAUCAUAAUGUUCAAAUGAACGUCUAUUAACUGAUUCGACGCAAUGGUUAUGAAGAAGAAUUCAAUUAAUCCUUUAAAAAGCAGAACCAAAAGCAAAGAUGCUAGAGCAUUACUACAUGUAGUAAAGUUAUUCCUUGAGCUGCAACUCCUUCUUUACUGUACAACCUCCUAGAAAUGAUAACAUAGUUAUUCUCAGUAAAAGUUUUAUGGCUUUUCAAGUGAAGGUUUUAUGCAAAGACAGAAAUUCAUGCUAUCAUGACGAAGAUGGAAAGAAUAUUUUUGUGUCUUUUAGCCAUGUUCAAAUUUGAGAUCUCCAAUAAUGAUGCAGAUGCGAGAUAAUAGAACUGGGAAUGGAUUGUUCAUGUUGUGUCCACCUUGUUAGGUCAAUUGGCGUUGUUUAUUUUUAGUUUUGCAGUUACGAAACUGAUUCUGUUUUCACACUGAAUGUCAUGCUGUCUGUAUGAGAAAUGAAUCUAUGCUUUCCUUUUACAAUUGCAAGCAUUUUUUCCAGGAUGCUCUUUCUUUCUUUUUUUUGUUCUUUGGUCUGAUUUGAAUAGGUUAUGAUCCCCUUGGUUUUACCACUGUUGUCACAAUCCUCGACUACAACGGCCUCAUGCUAUUGUAAAUUACAGUUAUUGUAAAUGUUUCAGCUGAAAUCAGAUAGCCAACCGACAUCCAAGAAAGGCAAAUGCAUAGACUGGUUUGUGCUUUUACCUACUGUUUUUAGUGUUGGUGGUUGGGAUUAUUGUUAUGUGAGUGCUGGAGCUUAUAUGCCCUGAAAGAUUACAAAGUCUGUGGAUGCUGAACUGUUAAAAGGAAGUAACCAGAUGAAUUGGACAUGGAUGGCAUCUAUGCUCUUUUGUGUUAUCAUCCACAAUUUUCCAGCAAUAUGGAUAUAGCACGUUCCAUAAGAUUAAUUUGCUGUAGUAUUACAAUUAUUGCUGGAGACUGAGUAGUGUGAACUUAAUUUUUAUUAUGAUUUCAUUCCUUUCCUUUCCUUUAAUCUUUGCUGGAUUCUCCUUCUCAGUGAUUUCCAAAACAAUUUCUUGCAUGUUUGCAGAGACACUCUGCAGUUUUGCAGGCCCUAGGUAUGGAUGAAGAUGACAUGCCAGAAAUCAAUGAUGAAACCAUUCUUGAUGAAGAAGCCAUGGCUAGGAGCUGUCAAAGCAUUUGAAGAGUUCAAGCUUUCUAUCUAUGGAGAGAAUGAUGAUGAGGAAAGUGCCAUUGGCAUUGGAAAAGCAAACGAUGCCGCCAAAAAAAAAAAAAAACAGUUGCUGAAAAUGCAGCUAAGGAGUCUGAAAACUACAACUGGCCAGAUCUGAUUGAUAAUGGACAUGAUACUCGUGUUUCACCUCAGCAAGCAUAGAGCAGUGAAGGGAUUGAAGCUGCUAGGAACCAAGUCAGCCUCAGUUGUUUCUUGAAAACCCUGAAGAUUUUGGAAGAUUCUACUGUAUAGACUAGAGCACAAAAGAGCUAACAUUAGAGCUGUGAAGCAUUGGUGCAGGCAGAUCUUGAGAGGGAUUCUUUACUUCCAUAGCCACGACCCCCCUAUUAUCCAAAGAGGUCUGAAUUGUCAUGUUUUUGUGAAUGGGAACCAAAGAGAAGUGAAGAUUGGAGAUCUUGGCCUAGGUGCACUUAUUACAUAAUAGCAUGCUUCUUACAUAAAAAUGUAUCCUUUUUUUCCCCAUCCUCUCUUCAUGGAUAUUUUUCUACUACUAAUCUUUUUUGUAUGUCAUUUCUCACCUAUUUGUGAUCAGUGAUUCGCUUAAUGACGAUUGUGAACCCCCCGCAGCGAAUCGAGGGGAAAGCCAGCUAGUUAGAUUCCAAACUUUGUUGGUUGUUUGUGCACGCACAUGAAGACUUUUGAGCUUGACGGGAAAGUCAACAAUUUAAUCAUCUAGACUUUCGAGGGCUAAUUUCAGUCAUAAUUUGAUCAUACCAGAUUUAUCAACGGGAUGAUUCAAUUGCUUUCUGCACUGUCUGCUAUAACCUCCAGAACAUAAAUUCUUGCACGGCUAGGAAACCAUUGGUAAUGUGAUGCUACUCUUACCUUAUCCUUCCAUAUUUAUCUAGGGCCUCUUGCUGUAUUUACCACCAUACAUUUGUUGUAAGAACUUGUGCCCGCACAAUGAUAAUGAACUUGAUUUU